Messenger RNA from Pocillopora verrucosa, 4311 nucleotides. RefSeq names its product NACHT, LRR and PYD domains-containing protein 3-like. Gene Ontology annotation, molecular function: protein binding. The record is from RefSeq and is a predicted model, not a curated record. Lineage: Eukaryota; Metazoa; Cnidaria; Anthozoa; Scleractinia; Pocilloporidae. Gene Ontology annotation, cellular component: cytoplasm.
AGUUAGCUUGCGUAUAUAGGUGAAUUCAUUUAAGGCCACGAAUGGACAAACCUUUUCGUGAAUUAAUUUUCCUUCUACUUCGAUGAUUGCUACACACCGAAGUCUGACUGAGCUAAGUACACGCAUCUUGCAGCGACCAAAUAACCGAUUGGAAAAGGAAACCUUUCGCGACCGUGAAGUAACUGGGCUGUCGAGAGAGAGCUUCAGGUCAAUAUUUUGAGGUUCUUCAUGGCCUCAGCAGCGGCCCCAUCGUUUCGUUCAACUAAAGAGACAACUAAUUACGCCCGGUUAUGCAGGCUUCUGGUGGAUGUCAGUGCAUAUAUCCUGAGAGAGACAUUUGACAAGAAGCGUCCGCCAGGAAACCUGGAUACGGUUUUAUCAAGCCCUCCGGUUCAUGCGGUGCUACAGAUACUCAAAAGUCGUAAAGUGCUGAAUCCAUCUCAAUGGAGUAAACUAUAUCCUACCAUCAAAUCUUCAGUUUCAUCAAACAAUUUCGAUAUCACUCUUCUUAUGGUUCUGCUGAGGAACAUUUGUAAUCUUGUUCGUCCAGCUACCGGCUGGGAUACACUUCCUCCUGCAACAGAUACAACCCUUGAGGCAGAUAUUGUUCGCAUCAAGUGUUACAGAAACACAGUUUAUGGUCAUGCCAGCCAGGCCUCAGUUGAUGACGCAACAUUCAAUCAAUACUGGCAGGACAUCCAAGAUGCAUUGGUGAGACUGGGAGGAGCUCGUUACCAAAGUGAUAUUGAUAAUCUGAAAAAGGAAUGCAUGGACCCUGAUUUUGUGGAACACUACAGAGAGCUUCUUAAACAGUGGGUGAUGGAUGAAGACAGCAUUAAAGAAACCCUGGAUAGGAUAAUAGAAGAACUAAAUGAUAUGAAAGAAUUCUUGAUCAAACCUAAAAAGAAGACAGGACUGGAAGCUGUAGAAGCAUACACAAACGCGUUGAAAAAAUCAAUAAAAACCCAAACGGAGUUCCACAGUGUAGCUUCUCCCACCUCAACUAAGGUAAGAAUAGAUGACACGUACACCAGCCUUCUGAUACAACACGGAAGAAAGCCAGUCGAAGACCCUGAUAUGGGAAGAGAAAAACACCUUCAGCAGUACGGUCAAGUGAGUGGAAAACCAGUCACACACUGUCAAGACAUUUUCAUCUCUGACGCCGAUUGUAAAGAGAAAAAGAAUCCCAAAACUGUCCUCGUCACUGGGAAGGCAGGGAUUGGUAAGACACUGUUCUGCCAAAAGUUAAUCCGAGAUUGGGCUGGCAACAAAUUGUUUCAAUCCCAAACAAACCCAGCGCAACUACCUGACUUUAAGUUCGCUUUCUUGUUAACAUUCCGUCAAUUGAAUUUACUUGAGGACGACCCUGUGAGCUUGAAGGAUAUCUUGAUCCGAUCCUCAGUGUUAGAUGACGACUCAAAUAUUGACGACUCUUUAUUUGAGUACAUUUUUCAUCAUUCUGAAGACGUUUUGAUCAUCAUCGACGGGUAUGACGAAUGUUCAAAGCAAAGUUUUAUUACUAGUGAUCUGGAUGAACAGUACCCAAAUGGUGCCCAAGAGGAAAUGCCGGUUGCAGCUCUGUGUGCCAAGCUUAUCAAAGGAAAAAUUUUGAAAGAUUCCGUUGUCAUGAUAACCUCAAGAUCCGAUGAAUCUGAUGACAUAAAGGAUAAAAUUGGCUUUGACCGGUGCGUGGAAAUCACAGGAUUUUCUGAGCAAAAUGUGAAGGAAUACAUCGACAAGUAUUUCAAAGAAAACGACGUCAUGAAGAAUGUUGUAAUGGAUCACAUUACCAAGAAUGAAAAUCUUGUCAGCUUUGCCCACAUUCCAGUUCUCUGUUUUCUAAUGUGUUCCUAUUUUGAGUACAUCUUGCAGGAAUCGAUGAAAACUGAUGCUCUCCCGGUGAACACAAGUGACAUUUAUUUUGAAGUGGUUAAUAUGUUUUUUAGUAAGCAUAGCAAAACGAAAGGAACCACACCUGAAGUUACAAUGGACAAAUUGUCAAUUCUGGCUGCUCAAUUGCUCCGAGAGAAGAAGUAUCUUUUCGCCGUCGAAGAUAUGAAGACAUUUACUGAAGAAGAGGUUGAGAACUUACGAGCAAGCGGUCUUCUUCAUUGCGGUCCCAUGUUUAGAAAAUCUUUCUCGGAAAUGACGAAACAUUUCUGUUUCACCCAUCUGACACUCCAGGAAUACUUAGCGGCCCAUUGGUUUGUGAAGCACAAAAAGAUUCCGUCCGGAGAAAAUGCGUCAGCAAUGGUGUUGCAAUUUAUGUCUGGCAUUUUAUCAAAACAAAAAGACAAAGCUUUUAUGCAUAAACUGCUUGAAGGAAUCAGUAAGAGCUCUUCAGCCGAGCGUCCAGCAGAACUAAUAAUAACGAAAUGUCUCGCUGAGUACCAAGACAAAGAAUUUGCAAAAACUGUCGUGAAGAAACUUUCCAAUCAGUUUAGUGAUCGUGAUGGAAAUAUUAAAUUUCAACACUUGACCGAUGUGGACUGUAUUGCUGUAUCUUUUCUGUUGGAUGUCAUAAAUACAUUAAAUGUAGUAGAAACGCCUGAAAGGAGUAAAACAUCUCUCCAACUGUCUCCCAGGCCGUUGGGCAGUCAACGUGGACUCUCUAGGCGUGUCACACUGAGUGCAGGGGAAACUGCUGGAAGGAGUCAAACAUCUCUUCAAAUGGCUCACAGGCCGUUGGUUAAUCGACGUGGACUCUCCAGGCGUACCACCUUUAGUGCAGGGGAAACUGCUGGAAAGAUUAAAACGUCCUUUUGCCGGCCCUGUUGGGCACAAUUGACUCUCUUCAAUUGCCAAAUUACACAAACUGGACUACGACAAAUCUUUAAGGCGCUAAAGAAAUGUUUCUGCACCGUCACUUCACUACUCCUUUCUGUGUGUAUUUUAAACGAAGAAUGUGUUGCAACGAUCGCAGAAUCGUUGCCAAGGACUAAGCUGAUCGAACUGUCUCUGAAAGGAACUCGGAUCACUGAUGCCGGUGUUCUCAGUCUAUGUCGAGUACUACAGACACAAACAUGCAAAAUUACCUCAUUAAAUCUGAGUGGCAAUCAGAUCACCGAUGCCGGCGUUGGUAGUCUAUGUCAAGCAUUACAGACAGCAACAUGCAAAGUAACAACACUAUAUCUGGGCCGUAAUCAGAUCACCGAUGCCGGUGUUGCCAGUUUACGUCAAGCAUUACAGACACCAACAUGUGAAGUUACCUCAUUAAAUCUGAGUAGUAAUCAGAUCACCGACGCCGGCGUUUGUAGUCUUUGUCAAGCAUUACCGACAGCAACAUGCAAAGUCACAACACUAGAUCUGGGCCGUAAUGAGAUCACCGAUGCCGGUGUUGCCAGUCUAUGUCAAGCAUUACAGACAGCAACAUCCAAAGUCACAACACUAUAUCUGGGCCAUAAUCAGAUCACCGAUGCCGGUGUUGCCAGUCUAUGUAAAGCAUUAAAGACAGCAACAUGUAAAGUCACCAAACUAAAUCUGAGUUGGAAUCAAAUCAGUGAUGCUGGUGUUGCCGAUCUAUGUCAAACUUUGCAGAAGGCGCAAUUUCAAGUCACCGCUUUGAACUUGCAGGGUAACUGUCAGAUCACCAGUGUUGGUAAGAGGCGUCUCAAAAAACUUUUGGAGCGACAACCCCAUCUUAACCUGUUUGGAUUUCCAAAAAAGACUUAAAAGACAACAGAAGUUAUUAGAAUAGUUGUUUACAAAACUGCAAAAGUGUAGAAACAGAGCUUACAAAUAUUAAGAAUAAAUACCUUAUAUACUUUUGAGUAAUUUCAUCAAGCAAUAAGUAUCUUUCUCGACAAUCAACAUAUAACAUAUUUAUUCUCUAAUCGCAGUUUCCAGAAACGUUCAUUAAAAGAAACUGUGUAGACGAAACUGAUGAAUCUGAGGAGUCAUAACGAGUGAAUCUUUGGAAUGGCUUCUUUAGCAGCUAAGAGACGAUUCAAUCGCCAAUAAAUGUUGAUAUGAAUGAAGAUAAAAAUAUCAUCUUCUAGAAAGAUCCCUCUGCGAAAGCGUUUGCGCUUGAGGAAACGGAUUCAAUGGUUGAUAUCAGAAUUUGCAUUCAUAUCAUUCAGUCGCUUAACUUCCGUUAAUAUGUGCGCGGCUAGUUCGAAGUGUUUUAUGGAAAGUAGAUUAGUGUCCAUGUUUCAAUAAAUUCUCUACUUGUUCGAUAACAGGAUCUAAAGGAAAUAUAAUUUCAAGGCUAAAUGUUUGUUUAUUGAUGUUAAAGAGCAUGUGGACGGUUUUUUUUUCUCAUCAUCUUAAAAUAGUGAUUAGACGCCGUGGUAAAUAAACCAUAGAAAUUGA